This is a messenger RNA of Dentiscutata heterogama, 209 nucleotides long. NCBI's taxonomy places the organism in Eukaryota, Fungi, Glomeromycota, Glomeromycetes, Diversisporales, Gigasporaceae. The record is from the annotation of a GenBank genome assembly.
ACAAAUAUGAUAACCUUCAUGGUAUUGACAAAGUUAUGCAGAUAAAAGCUUAUUGUACUGGAGUUCCAAGUGCUAAUAUGAAUAUAACAAAUAUGCUAGAAUCUUGGUAUAAACAUCUUAAGUAUAGUAAUUUUGAGGGAAAAGUAAAUAGGCGUAUGGAUACCUUAAUUUAUGAGUUGUAUAUAGUCAUAGAAGGUGAUACUCGAUAG